Messenger RNA from Spirodela intermedia, 2294 nucleotides. The record is from the annotation of a GenBank genome assembly. NCBI's taxonomy places the organism in Eukaryota, Viridiplantae, Streptophyta, Magnoliopsida, Alismatales, Araceae.
AUGGCCUUCUCUCCGAGCGGCGGCGGACCGCCGGGGUCAGAGGUGGCGCAUUUCUCCGACAAUCUGAAGGGUUUCGUGCUGGCCGUCGCCUCAAGCCUCUUCAUCGGCUCCAGCUUCAUCUUCAAGAAGAAGGGCCUCAGGCGCUCGGGGUCUUGCGGCAGCGGGGCCGGUGAGUUCGCCAAUCCCCAGCCCUUUCUCCAUUAUUGCUCAUAUGCUGAUGUGGGUCUUGGGGGUUUCCCUGUGAAGCUGUGGGAGGCCAUGGAUAUCUCCGGGAGCCGCUCUGGUGGCUGGGAUUGGUCACAAGUAAGCAUCAGGCCUUUCCGGCUAUGCCUCUCUUCUCUUUUGUGUGUCGCUUCGGAAAGCUGACCUCCGGUGCUUUCCAACUUUGUUGCAGUGAUCGUCGGCGAGAUUUCCAACUUUGUUGCCUACACGUUCGCUCCUGCGGUGCUCGUCACCCCCUUGGGCGCUCUGAGCAUAAUAGUAAGGUAAGACGCGAUUAAGAAACAAAAGAGAAAACCUCCUACUGGUUCCAUCCACGAGGGUUCCAUUUAUUGGUGGGAUUGGAAUGGUGCAGCUCUAUUCUGGCGCAUUUCUUGCUGGAGGAGAAGCUGAAGAAGAUGGGUGUCUGGGGCUGCGUUCUGUGCAUCGUGGGCUCCACUGUAAUUGUGCUUCAUGCGCCCGAGGAGAGGACCCCCGGCUCUGUGGAUGAGAUUUGGAAUCUGGCCAUCCAACCAGGUGCUUCUUCCUAGAUUUUGCUCUGGUUUUUGAGGAUUCAAUCUUUUCAUAGCUGCUCAUCUCCUACGGAUGCUGCAUUUUUCUCCAGAAUUUCUUCUGUAUACGGCAGCAGUGGUCGCAGCGUCUCUGGUUCUCAUGCUGCAUUACUCCCCACUCUACGGCCAAACAAAUAUACUGAUCGAUUUGGGCAUAUGUUCUAUGAUCGGAUCUCUGACUGUAAGUAGAAAGAAUUAUCCUCUUUUUUCUGGGAUUUUUUCUUCAUCCUCUGGGUCCCCGUUAGUUGAAUUUUCUUCUUUCCUUCUGCAGGUGAUGAGCAUAAAGGCCAUAGGCAUUGCCAUUAAGCUCACAGUGGAGGGCACAAACCAGGCGGGCCGUUUCCAGGCAUGGGUUUUUGCCAUGGUUGCAGCCACCUGCAUCAUAAUCCAGCUCAAUUAUUUGAAUAAGGUGGGCCUCAUUUUCUAUGUUUUGACAGCUUCAUGGUCAAUUCAAUUCAUCCUUAGAUCUUGGGUUCUGAUCUGGAUGCCCUGCGGAGCUUCAUGCUCCUCAAAUCGUACCAAUAUUAAGCUAAAUUGGGCUUUGCGCUUCUGCUUGAGAUGAAUUAAAUUUCAUGUCCCCGGGAACUAUGAAUUUCUUCUGUGUUUAAUCUUAAACUUGCGCAUAUGUUUGAAUUUCUCGUAGGAAAUAGUCUGAAGAAAUCCUCAAGAUCCGAAAUCCCCAUUAGCAUUUAAUGAAAUUACAUUUUAUAUGGAUUCAUGGGGAUUAAAAAUCGUAUGGCCAGAUGUAUGAAUCGGCUAUGAAAACUGUUGAUUGGUCUUGCGUUCUGAUAACCCAAUAUCUUAAUAAAAUGAACAAGCCAACGGAAGACUUUGCUACCUCCUCUGUCAUUUUCCCCAAUACCACAGCCAGAUCGAUCACGCAUGAGCAGCUAUUCCAACCUCAGUAUUGUCUAAUCAGUCAUCCCUUUCAAAGCCAGAUUUAUCCUUCCUCGUAAACAGAUAAGCAACCCAAUUAUCCCUCUUAUUCCAUUUCGGGAUAUUUUACUUGCUAAUAUGAUGAUUUUUCCAUACAUUAAUGUUUUUUUUUUGCCACCUCAAGCUUCAGUCCGAUCUGCUGUCAAUUUCAGAGCAAGGAUGAUAUUUUUUGGGUUCGUUGCUUCUUAACAGGCACUGGAUACCUUCAACACCGCGGUGGUUUCUCCCAUCUACUAUGUUAUGUUCACUACUUUCACCAUUGCUGCUAGCUCCAUAAUGUUUAAGGUUUAUAUUUUCUUAUAUUUUUAAAUAUUUAACCGUCUUCUCCCCAAAAAAGGGAAAACCUCGCAAGGGCCUGAUUUUUUGAUAAAUUUAUUUUUCUAGGAUUGGUCUGGGCAGAAGGCGAGCGAUAUAGCUUCAGUGUUUUGCGGGUUCAUAACUGUGCUUGCUGGGACUACCUUGCUGCAUUCUACAAAGGAGCCAGACUCACUCUCUGCAGCAGGUCCCCCUCUCUCUCUCUCUCUCUCUCUCCCUCCAUCUAUCUAUCUAUAUAUAUAUAUAUAUAUAUAUAUAUAUAUAUAUGUCUAG